This is a messenger RNA of Adineta ricciae, 393 nucleotides long. Lineage: Eukaryota; Metazoa; Rotifera; Eurotatoria; Adinetida; Adinetidae. The record is from the annotation of a GenBank genome assembly.
AUGAUUCGAUUUUUGAAGAAGAAAGCACAUGGAACGCGAAAUCUCGUUACUCAAAUUGCUGAUUUGAUCAAUACUGCAACUGCUGUUGAACGACCAUCUAUUGAACUAUCAAUUCCAACGGGUAUGAACAGUGUUGGUAUCAACAGUUCCAUCUUUGAUAAAUAUCGAUUGGACUUUGUAAACGUCUUGCACACACUAACUCAAAAUGAAAUGGAUGUUGUGCUAUUCUUACGAUACAAAGACGUAUUUGUUACUUUUCAUACGGUUUUAUAUGACGCGCCAUACAAUUGCUGCAGUUAUAUUGUCUCUUACAACUCUAAAAGUACUCACACUGAAUAUGGUCAAGUUAUUGUUUUUUUCAAAUACCGCGAAGAUUACUACGCGUUUAUCUGA